CCGGGCAGCGCCGCUGUCGCCCCGGCACUGAGCGCUCGCUCGCACCGGAGGCAGCGCCGCCCGCCCGUGGCCCCGGUGGUGCCGAGAGAUGGAUCUGCUCUUAAGUAAAGCUGUGCAAAAACUGGGAAGUGCUACAUCAGAGCUUUUGAAUUUGGACCACUUCCAGGCCUGACAUCCAAAAAUUCAUCCCUAUGGGUGGCAAAGACAAAGAGGCUGGAUGCAAAGGAGGAAGCAUGGUAAAGGCAGCAUCUUUCCAGGAUUCAUGGGCUCUUUGAGAGAUGAUCAGAGGGAGGCCAGAUGAUCUGCACAACACACACACCACUGUUCCUCGUCUGCAAAGGCAGCAUCGGAGCGUUCUCCCCAGCCCCGCGCCACCUGGCUUGCCCGAUCGUUUCCGGAUGUUUCGCAGCUGCGAGUGGGAAGUCCUGGAGCGAUCCCUCAAUAUCCUCCAGGCCAGUGACUUCUACUGGGGCCCCUUGUCUGUGGGGGAGGCUCACGCCAAGCUCCAGCGGGAGCCUGUAGGCACCUACUUGGUGCGGGACAGCUCGCAGGGGAACUGCUUGUUCAGCCUGAGCGUGCGGAUGCCCACGGGGCCCGUCAGCCUUCGAAUCUCUUUCCAGGAGGGCUAUUUCCGCCUCAAGAACUGGUUUUCAGACUGCGUGGUCCGGCUGCUGGAGCUGGUGGUAGCGGGGACCCGGAACAACCCCUUGCACUUUGAUGAGAUGGGGGGAACUCCCCUGGUCUUCUCUGAGCCCUUGUGCCGGAGCCGCCGGGCAGUGCCCACACUGCGAGAACUUUGCUGUCGGAGCCUCCCUGCCGGUGCCAUGACGGGGGAUAGAGCAGGGCUGGGGGCCUCCUUGGGGAUGUGUCUGAGGGAAGAGGUGUUCUCACCCCUGGACAGAAGGGGAGGGUCAGAGGGGAGCGUUGGUCCCAGCCCCUCUCUGUCCUGGGCUGGGAGAUGAUGCCAUUCAUAUGGGAGAUGAAGGGAGAUGCCUCUUUUAUGGCUGUGCUGAUGGGAUGUGGGUCACACCAGUCAAGCUGGACUGGCUGCUGGGAGAGAAAGGGGGAGGGCAGAGGGAGCAGAGCUUGAACCCGGUGGCUGUGACAGAUGUGUCCUCAUACGUACACAAGGUGUGUGACUUACCCCAGACAUGCCUGGGGUAAAGCCAGACCUGAAGAGCAGACAUUUCCAUCACCAAGUCCUGCUCUUUGCUCCAUUUAUAACUUAAAAGCUUCAGAAGGAGGUGAGUUGCCUGUCCUCCCAGGUCAGCCCUGUGUUCUCUUCUACCCCAAAGUGCUUGAGCUCAUUUCUGCUUCAAAUCUGCCCUUGUGAAGUGCAGCUGAAUCCAGUCCCACAGCAGUGCAGCUUGGACAUCGAUGGGCGUGACCCUUGUGCUGACCCACGAAGAUGUGGUGGAGCAAGAGCAAGUUUCACUCGUUGCAGCAUGGAUGUCAUGCCUGUUACUUCAGAGGCCGGUGUUUGCACCAGAGUGAAACCAUUGCAGCCGUGUACGAUACAUGCAGCUUCACUGGCUUUUGCAUUGCUUUAUUUGAUUGGAUUUUUGGGAGUGAAGAUGGAUUAUGCUGUACUUAAGGGCAUGGCAUUCCUGCAGAGGUAACCCUGGUCUGGAGAGUCAUAUCUGCCCUGGGAGGGUGUGAAGAGAUGGGAUCCUGCACCCUUUCUUAAGCUCAUCUGAUAGUGUGCUGCUGCCAUCUGUCGAGCAUCAGAAGAUGUUUUGGUUUUGCCUCUGAAAAGGCAAAGAAUUUUUUAUAUAAAACUUCUAAAAUUUUAAUAAAAUUUUUAUAUUGAUUUUUAAAAGUCAGUGAAUACAUGGCGAUAACUUCAUUCCCUUGUAAUGUUGGAAGCCCAGUUAGUUUAGUGCCCAGGCAUGGUAAUCAAGCUGAGACUGAACAAGUUAAUUUCUCAUAAAGAAUAAAAGCAGAGCAUAAAAGCAGAGUAGUCCUAGCUGGGAACAUUAAACUUAAAUUCAUCUUGCAGCGUAAUUAAUUGAAGAAAUAUUCUAAACAGAGAAUACUUCUGAAAAUCCCACCCCUGCAUUUUUAGAAAGUUUUUUUAGUACCUUAAAAUUUGUACUGGGUGUUUGAAAAAACCAGUAAUUCCAGAUCUUAGAACAGGGCACAGCAUCAGUGAACUUGAACUGGUGAGUAUGAGUACAAAUGGGAGGGGAACAGAGUUGGCUUAAAUAGGGUCAUGGUUCAUUUCAGGAAUAGCCAGGUAUGAUGUCUUCAAAAUAAGUGAAUGAAAACCGCUACAUGGAAGGAGAAAUUCAGGUACUCUAAAAUUUGAGUCAAACCAUUUUACAUGCUGCUAAACAUCCAUAGCUGGGCAGGCAGCCUGCUGUGUUCAUGCUGACUUUCCUCUUCAGACCUGUAUGGAAGUAAAAAGCUGAAGAGGGGAAGAGAGCACACUGAAUUUGCUCUAUUGUCUUCAGGUGUCUUAUCUGAGGAAUUAAAGCGCGUGGUCAGCACAGAGAGAGAUACAGGCUGUGAUGCAUCACAGGAGCCUAACUUAGACACUCUGAAUUAUUCUCUGCAGGGCUCUGUUGCUCUGCUGGCGGUGAGGUGCCUGGUUGACUGGCUCAGGGCAUUGGCUUAUGAACCAAGGUAGUUAAAUGAGUGUCAGGGAAGUGGUGAUCUUGUUCUUGCUGCCUGCUCCUCCCAGCUGCACGGAGGCCAGAGGCAUCUCAGUGGCCCUGCAGCUACUGCAUCUCUCAGCCCAGUGCAAAAGCAGGAGUUGGGAUUGUUAAUUUCUGCAGGUUUGCGUGCCGUGUGGCAGCUGAUACAUGGGCGUAGCGUUGCUUGCUGCUAGCAUCUCAGGUGGCUCUGGGCACCUCUGGGACUGUUCCUGGCACUUGAGUGAAGCUCCUGCCUCGGCAGAGUCAGCCACACAGCUGCCCUCCCUCUCUGCCAUGGAGGAGUGGGACUGAAUCUGCUGGCCCAGGCAUUAUGUCCAUCCCCUCAAUCCUUUUCUUUCUUGAGGGUGUCUGCUGAGGUGCCUUGGUUGCCUUCCUGCCUUCCCUUCAGAAAGCAGGGGGGUGGAGGAGCAGUAUAAUUUCUUCCAUGUUUAGAAUCAAGGUCGGGAAUGCUUCUGUUUUCUGGCCACGGUUAUACCUCACUGAGGGAAGAGCUUUCUAACCGUAUUGCUCUGACCUGGCUGUGAACUGUUCUCAUUUGGCCACAAAUAAGCAUCUUGGGUUGUAUGGCUAGGAGCUGCAGAAGAGCCCUAUUUGCAGCCUGGAUUGCACUUUAGGAAAAUCACACCACAGGAGAAGGAAAUAGUUUGGAUUUUAAUAAAGUCUACUUUAUUUUGUUCCUUUUUUUUUUUUUUUUUUUAAUUGCACAGCAAGGACUUGUCUCAGUCUUACAAGUAAGUCAAUUCCAUGCAGGGCUGCAGCAAAUUGAUUUGAGAUCUGUGGAUGAAAAGCAGUGAAUUACUGCCAAGCAUUGUUAUAUCGUGGAAGUUGAAAGCACAUCAUGUGUGAGUAUCCUCAUUAUUCCCAAGGAGAGGUCAUUUUGCAGAUCAGGAUUGGUGCAAGAAAGGAAAUCAAUGUAGAAAGAACAGGAAAGUGAAAAGUGCAUUGGCUAAGGCAAGCGUUAGAGUCCUUCAUUCUCUGCUUGGAUGCUGGAAGAGAAACCUUUUUCUUUCAGCUCUUGAGAAAAAAGAUGUACAAAGCAAAACUGUAAGAAUUUACUUCAUCGGGUUACACUAUCCUGCUGCUUUCAUGAGAGUGGGAGAUGUUCACUUUAAUGACCCUGCCUCUGAACGGGUCCCUCUGUCACGUAGGAGUAGCUCCUGGUGGUCUGUAUCCAAAUGUUUCUUUUGGUGGCUCCUAAAGGGACUUAAAAAGAAAUUGCAAACUUCCUCACAACCUCUUGAGCACCAUUUGGGGAAUAGAAGAAAAUUGUUUGCAUUUUUAUAUGUUAUGUUAUACAUUUCUCCAGCUGACUCAUUUCAGUUUGUCGAGGAAACUUACACAGGCUUUGCAGAUGGUUUUUUUCAAGUGUUCUUCCUAACAGCAGAAGUUGAAAAGUUUAGUGCUUGCGAGAAGAGGGGCUUCCUCUACCAUGCUGUGAAGGGCCUGGAUUUCAGUCCCAAUAUGCUGCAGGCAUCCAGCAGGAAACUGCUCUUCGUCUGCUCCCAGCUAGCUGUCUGUUGGUAGUGCUCUGGGGCCCCAAGGGUUAAUUUCCCAAAAUUCCUCACUGGAACUUGCUAAUAACUUCCAUAUGUACCCAUGUGUGUGCUCAGGAGGGGCCCCACAGCCAUCAGCUCUUGUAAUAAUACUUGAUUACCUCUGACAUAAGGGUCUGUAUGUCAUUAGGGAUCAAGAUUCACCAAAAGACACAAGUUUGUGCAAAACCACUUUAAAAACAUUAACAUUUGGUCAUCCUCAGUGAUUGGGAAAUGAACUCUUCUUAGGUAGUCAAGCUUCAAAAUUAGUCUGUGUACACACAGCUGGAUCUCAGUUUUGACCCUCUACCCUGAUAUCCCUCUGAAAAUGUGUGUUUGUGUCAUUAGUCUUUAAGUGUGCUAAACUCCUUAAUUUACAACACACCUUGGUUCGGGGAAUGUGAUGGCUUUGUCUGAUUGAGUUCUUUUUGUCCCAGUUCCUUAGGUGUUUGGCAUCUGUACAGUUAAAACUGCACGCACUGGAGCUUUCUGGCUGCCCUGUGCCAUUCCCUAGUGCAAAGGCUGGGCUACUGAGGGCAGCCUUCAGAGAGAAAGCAGGUGUCAGAGGGAGAUGUGGCAGAGUUGCUCUGAAACUUGUGAUGCCUCCCUGCAGAGCUGCUUGGGUCUUGGCAGGCUCCUGCUGCCUUCUGAUCUCAGCUGGGGCUGGCGGAGCUGGGGUUUUGAUUCAGGCAAAGCAAAGUACUUCCAAACGCUUCCCGUGCAAGGGCUGGCUCAAUAGUAGAACUCUUCAGCCAGAAAAGAGAUGGCUGAGGUCUGCGGCAGAGAUCUGUGAAGCCCAAAUGCCACAGAGUAGGUGACCAUGUGUUUUCUUAAAAAUCCAUGGAGGUGUCUGAUGAAAUACUCAAGUUUAAGACUCAAAGGAGACAUUUCUUUCUUGUGACUUAUAGUAGCCUAAGCUGUGGAAAUCUCUGCCACAGGCCACCAGCGAGGCUAACCUCUAUGUGGCUACAAAAAGGGAUUAAUGGUGAUUGAUGGAGUACCUCUGGAGGAGGAAAAGUGGAGUUGGGAAACAGGGGAGAGGCAGGAUCCAGGUGGAGCUUUGAGUUCUGUGCCUUGUUGGACAGACCUCUGCUAUGGCAGGAGUGUGGGAACAAGCCAGCCUAGGCUCAGCCUAGGCUCAGCCUGAGGCUCAGCAGCACAGGGUGCAGCCCAGGCCAGCUGAGCCGGUGGUUUGGCCAGGGACAGCUGUGCUGAGCUCCCAGAACCUGUGCUGGGCCUCUCAAGACAGAGGGGUCUGCACCUGGCAGACCUGUACACCCACCCCUGCAGUGCGGUUGCGUGUCCCAGCAGUCUGAUGGCAGCCCCAAAGGGAGCAGCCCUUGGGCACUUCUUCCUGGCUUUCACAAACAGAAAAAUUGGGACACCCAUCUGAUGCCUGGAGGCAAGCAUCAGCACAGGCUGAGGAUAAAAACAUUGCCAUUAUUCAGAAUGAGUGAAAGAGCCUGAACUGACAGCUGAGGGCAUUGGGGGAGGCCAGCAUCAGCCCGAGGUGACAGCUGGUUGGGGCAGAGGUGGGGGGUCCCAGCCUGACUAACUGCAUGUCAGAAAGGAGCUGCAGAGCUUUGAGAAGCAUAGCACUGGCAGUCUCCUAGGUUCAUCCAUCCCAGAGCAAACAACAUGCAUACACUUUUAAAGAUUUUUGCCUCCUGGGCUACCUGCUUUCCCAAGACACCACCCUUGCCAUCAGAGCUCUCAGUCUUUGAGCUGGUCCCAGGUGCUACUGAAAUCAAUGACCAGAUUAUUGUUCCCUCUGAAGAUUUUGGAUUAGGCCUCCCUGUUUUGUCAGGCUGAUGUGAGCAAAAUGUGGGUUUUCCGCACUAAACGUAAUCAAAACAAACCCUGCUCCCACUGGCUUGUGCAACAAAUCAUGCUGGGGGAAUUGCUGGCAUUCGGCAUGAUUAGCCCAAGUGCAGAUGCCUUCCAGCUUGUAAACAAUAGCCUAAAGGAUUGGAGAGGAUCACAAACAAAGCACUUACAGACAAGACAGCAUUUUCAAAAGGGACUUGAGAGCUUCUGUCCAUUGGGGGUUUAUCUUUUAAAAAUAAACUAGAAGUAAACAAAUUGACAGAGAUGGCUCUGAAGAAUCUAAGAGAAUGAAAGGGAGGAGACUGGAUAUAACACUCCAAAAAUUAAGUAGGGGAAAACUAGACAGGGCUAAUGGAUCCUCUUAGACUCCUCAACAAGAUGUCCCACAGCCUUAGGGAUGGGCAGACACUGGAAACCUCAUCUCUCCCUGUGAAUGAGGCCAGGUGGGAUGUGUAAGGGAUGCAGGAGAAAACCCUUCUUCAGUUCAUAGGAGAAAAAAAAAAUCCCUAAAAAGCAGUGAGAGCAACAAAAGAAUCAGGCAACUUGUGCUUGUUUCAUGGUGAUUCAGUCUGAAAGAGACAUUCGUCUUCCUUGAACUGCAAACUAGUGACAAAUUGCUGUGAAUUUCAGACUGAAAACUGUUCAAGUCAUGUAAACCAUAGUUUUUGUGUUGUGCUCUUAAUAAUGUUUUUUAAAAUUUCAUUUUCAUAUAGGGUUUUUAAGUAUGGGCUGAAUUAUUUUCAAUUAUGUCUCAUUUCUCCUGGCCCUGGCAGAGUGAAGUAGCAAGUGCCCAGCUUCACACUCAAGAGCUCCUGCAAGGGGACAGCAAGGUUCGUGACACUGAUGGUCGCUCAUUUAAUGACAUGGUGAAUGGGAGCUGUGGCGAGAGCUUGCCAGCGUCUCUGUAACUGAGAUGGUGUUGCAAGGAAUGCUAAAUCUGGAAAGACGGGAGCGCCCUUCACGCUUUCCCUGGUUCUGUGCCUGCUGGAAACACACAGUUCAUCCCUCUGUUUCAAAGGUUCAGGUAGCAGCCAUUCUGAUCACAGAGCAUGAGGUAUUUACCAGGUCCUUGCUGCUAGACUUUCAAUGCAUCUAGAGUUGGUUUGGGACUCAUGGAAUCUCAAACCUAGAAUAAUACAGGUGCAAAUCCAGAUGCUCUUGGUAGUAUCCAGCCUCCAUGCUCUAAGUGCUUCAGCACUACGGUUGUACGUUCUGCAGUACUGAGUUAGGAAGGACUGAUGGUUCCUUUGAUCCUUGGUCUUCUCUAAGGAGCGCACCAAGACAUUGGGAUGGGAGAAUGGGGUGGUGGAGAACAUGAGCUGCAGAUCUUUUCCUGCUCUUCCAGACUCUGCAGGGACUCAACCAGAUAUGAAGGCAACUCUAAUGUACGUGCUGAGAUACCUAAAAUAAGCCAUGCAAACAAAUCAGUCGUAUGUUAUCCAGAUGGGACUGUUCAAAUCCAGUAAUAGCAGUAAAGUGCUCCCAAACUCUGCAGAGAGAGAGAUUAUAGAAGGAUCAGGUAUAAUUAUAGUGCCUUAUUAUUACCAUUCUCAUCAUUCUUUCUAACAAAGCUUUUCAAUAGGAUGAAAAAAUUUCUUGCAGGAGAUCCUAAUGUGUUUGCUGGCAUUUUUUUCAUUCUUCCUUCUAAGGCUGUUCAAGUCAGCCCCUGUAAAUGGUGUUAAUAAAUAUCAUAAUGAUCUUGGACUGUAUUAUCUUUCAGAUGAAACCUUCUUUAGCAUCUUUUUAUGGCCUUGACUGCAGCAAACCCUUCUCCUGAAACACCUCAUUGUUGCUACCACUACAGAGAGCACCAGCAAAAAUGUCCCAGUGCUGCUCUGAUCCUUGCCUUGAUCCAAGCUCUUCCAAGCAGGGUUAAGUAAUACCUUGAAAUAUUAGUGGCUUGUCUAUGUACUGCUCCAUAUAUUCCACCUGCAAUAUAGGUGGAAUCACUCAGCAAAGAUUCUCUACUUUGGAGAAAGUCUUUGAGCUGGAGGUAUGUAUCUGCAAGCUGUUCUUUCCUGCUUGAGUCCUGUCUCCUCCAAACACCAUCAGUGUUUGUGAGAAAAGCCUGGGGUUAUCAGGAUCAGACCACAGGCAAAAUGGAUGCAGGAAACACACAUCCUUGUCUGCAGGUUGGUCCUGUGGGCUGGCACCACUCAAGAGAAGGAAAAAAGCUCCCUGGUAUUUAUUCAGCAGCAUCCCUUUCCAGAUCACUGCAGAUCCCUGGAAAUACUGGCGUAAGAGCCUGACAGCUCACCUUGGAGGCACAGCCCCACAGCAGCUCUGAAACCCAGUGUGGACUUCCCAGGGAGGGGAUUUCUAACAGGAGGGAAGUCCCAGGCAGCACUUCCCCUUCUGCAGCUCUGCCAGCUUAGGGAGCAACUUGCUAUGGGGAAGAGCUGUCAGUGAGCAUGGGGACAGUAAAAACUCUACCGACACAUCUCGUUCUUAAUCUGCAGCACACCCUGCACUGCCAUCCUUGUGGCCCUGAUUCAGUGAAUCCCUUGCAUCUCUCUCAGCUUGGGGACAUGCCUCUGCCUGUGUCAAGUAUUGCAGUGCAGGACAGCAUCUCUCCCAGGCUCCAUGUCUCCAUGCCCUGCUCCACCUGCAAGUCCUGGGCAAGCCAGGAGGAGAGGUGAUGCAGUUUGAACAGACGCAGCUGACUUGGAGGGGGAUGGGUUACGUUUGUUUCUUGGACUGGGAGGAAGGGGUGGUUUGCUGAAAUGGGUCUUUCUCCUCGCAUCUCUCCUGAGCACCUUGGCAGAGCCUUGCUCUCAACUCAAUGAAAGUAGGGCAGAGUCUAACCACAUUUCAAGCUGUCUGCGUUUUUGGAUUCUCGGUAACUGUGAUCUCUAUCUGUUCCUAGAAAAGAUUUAAACAACUUAUAAACCACAGCUGGAGAGAUAAUAAAGGAAGCAGUACCGGGGUAGGGAAGGAUCUUCCCAGAGUGUACAGAGUGAGGAGAGAGUGGUCUGCAGGAGAAACCACGGGCCCAGCUGUGGUAGAGGGUCUCAGCAUGGCUACUUGGGCUGUAGAGGGACACAGAGGGGCUGCCUCAAGGAAACCUCAGCAAUAUUAGUAGCUAGGUAUAAAAUAGGGUAUAUGUAUAUACAUGCAUAUAUAUAUAUAUAUCUCUAAAAAGAGCAAGUGGAGAUACAAAAGAAGGGGUCUGAACUCCGCUAUGGUGUCCAUACAGUCUCACCUCCGUGCACUUUUCCCGCUGGGGUUUGUGUCUCCAUGCAGACAGGAUAUGCUUCCUCUUGUACUCCAGGGAUUUUUGCAUCUCAUCCCUGUGCGACCCACAUCUAUCAUCACACAGUUUUCCAAGGAGAGGACACCCCUUUCCAUUGGAGGGGUUGGAGUGGGUUCAGGCUCAGUGCCUAACCUCCAGGCCCACAGAGAGGUUCACAAAACCCCUCCCAGGUCUCCCCAUGGCCUAUGGCAGCCUUGGAUGCUUCCAGUGCGCUCAGCAGUGGUCUGUUAGGGUUUGAAAAACAAAACCCAAUGAUGUUUCUCUUGCAUUAGGCCAAAACUACAGAUCCUUGUCCUGUAGUUCUGUCAGCCAGGAAUGUAGACAGCAGGUGGGAAAUUCAGGGGUAGGGAGGAAAACAGAAUGAAACACAUUUCUGUAUUGGCAAAAAUCCUAGCAGAGAUGUGGUUCUUCCAGUACAUGCUUUUGCCAGGAUCCUUUAUUUAGUUUUCAUAGCCAGAAUAGGGCCUGGUGGCAAAAAGAUGUUUUUCCACCCUAGGAGGGUGUGCUAUUACAGCUGUAUCAGCCUGCAUAUUCUCCACAGUUCACAAUCAAAGCAAAGUUGAGGAAUUAAUAGAAAGAAAAAACCAACAUAUUCACUUGCCAAUGAGAUACUUAGCUACUUAAUCCUUUCCCAGCUUUCCUCCUGGGAGCUGGCAGAAGCCUAGUGUACAUGAGGAAGGCUGUGCCAAUCUAAAGCAGGGUGUGACUGCACUCAAGUGUCCUCUGUGGGGUUCUAUGCUGGUUCCCAGGGCCAUUGCAGGUGUGCUGUCGGUUCUACUUCCCAGUGUCCUGAGCUGAAAAAGGAAGACAUUAAAAGGAAAAGGAAAUAAAAAACAAAACCCAGAUAAAAGGGAGAGGAGGAACAGGGAAAGGAAUGAGGUAGUUUUGGUGAAAGGGAGUGCAGGGACUUCUUGAACAAGCUCAGGUGGAAGUAGCUUAGAUUCAGAGUCAGCCAUGGGGCAGGCCUGGGUACCUGGGGGCAGUCAGAAACUGUUGCCAGGCUGCAGGGAGCUGGAGUUGGCACAGCUGGCUGGCUCAAAGCAGGGCUGAGGCCCAAGCAGUUUUCCUGCACAGACAAGACCAGAAGGGCCAUCUGGCAAGGCCAUUGCUGGCAGGGACCAGUCCUGUGGCUCCCUUGCAACUGCUGCCAUCUUGUCCAACAUGAUCCUCCCUCUGUGUGCCCUGCACAGGACCCAGCACCUGCCAAACUUGCCUGCCUCCCACCCUUCACCCCCAACGGAGGGGAUGCACAGUCCUUCACUCAGGACAGUUUCAGGGCAUGAUGUGCACACCUCAAGGCAUGGAGCUGGCGAGCAGGGGCUCAGGAGCUCCUGGUUUAGGAGAGCACUGCUGGCAGCAUGCCCUGCUCCUGCCCAGCAUCCCACCCCCAGCAUUUUUGCUGCUAAUGUGAGAAAGUUUGGGCUGGCCUGGUCAUGGC
Molecule: messenger RNA, 10707 nt
Organism: Corvus hawaiiensis (hawaiian crow)
Lineage: Eukaryota; Metazoa; Chordata; Aves; Passeriformes; Corvidae
Product: suppressor of cytokine signaling 1-like
Exons: 3
Coding region: 279-962 (227 amino acids)
Biological process (GO): phosphatidylinositol phosphate biosynthetic process
Cellular component (GO): phosphatidylinositol 3-kinase complex
Molecular function (GO): 1-phosphatidylinositol-3-kinase regulator activity
Source: RefSeq, a predicted model, not a curated record